Messenger RNA from Helianthus annuus (common sunflower), 6664 nucleotides. RefSeq names its product disease resistance protein RPV1. NCBI's taxonomy places the organism in Eukaryota, Viridiplantae, Streptophyta, Magnoliopsida, Asterales, Asteraceae. Gene Ontology annotation, biological process: defense response; signal transduction. The coding region runs from base 461 to 3937 and encodes 1158 amino acids. The record is from RefSeq and is a predicted model, not a curated record. Gene Ontology annotation, molecular function: ADP binding. The transcript is spliced from 11 exons.
CCCUACGUCCGUUCGUCAUCUCCGCCCCAUCAUCUCCACCCUCUCAUCUAUCUCUCUCCGGCCACCACUAACCAAAUUGAUGAACUCGCUGUAGAAACCGACCAUGUGAUGACUGCUAAUCAUCUCGAUUAUGCCUCUAGAGAGACGGUUGGGUGCUGGAUUGGAAAGUCGUCGUCGCCGAUCCAAAUCAUCAGCGGCUAGGGCUCGAUUGAUCCCUGCAUCGAUUUAGGAUUUUUGUCUUCACCAACAUCAGACGAUUGAAUGAUGGAGCACGCUCUGCAUUGGGAACAACUCAAAGUCACUUUGAGCUUCUCUUGGUGCUGGAAAGUAGCUUCAUAUGUCAGAUGGAGUUCUAAUCAAUGGCAAGGGACCUCUUAAAAUUGUUUCAGAUCCGUUCAUACAGAUUUCCCCCACUAACAAAGAUUUCAUAUAAUUAGAUUUUUGAAGCAUACAUUGAUCAAUGGCAUCUACUUCAGUUUCAUCAAUUCAAAAGAGGUUCAAGUAUGAUGUCUUUUUGAGUUUUAGGGGUGAAGACACCCGUAAGACCAUUGUUGAUCAUCUCUAUCAUGCUCUUCACAACCGAGGCAUUAUAACUUACAAAGAUGACGAGAAAAUCGAGAAAGGGAAAAGGAUUAAUGAUCAGCUCCUGAGAUCCAUUGAAGACUCGAGAAUUUACAUCAUUGUAUUCUCCAAGAACUAUGCAUCUUCAUCGUGGUGCUUAGACGAGCUCGUCCAGAUUAUGGAGUGCCACAAGACGACCGGGCGGACUGCUUACCCUGUUUUCUUUAAUGUGGAACCCACCGAAGUCCGCCACCAAAGUGGGGUAGUCAAAGAAGCCUUUGCCAAACAUGAAAAGAAAGAGGCUGCUGGAAAAUGGAGAGAUGCUAUGAAAGCAGCAGCUGAUUUGGCUGGGAGAGAGUUGAAGACUACUUUUGAUGGACAUGAAGCCAAGUUUAUCCAAAAAAUUGUUGAAGACAUUUCACUAGAGCUACGUUUCAUUGAUUCGAGUGUUGAUGAAAAAUUAAUAGGCAUGGAGACGCGUGUAAAGGAUGUAGUUUCAAAUAUAGAAGCUGAUUCUGAUGAUGUUCACGUAAUAGGGAUCAAGGGGAUUGGAGGUGGUGGGAAGACGACUUUGGCUAGAGCUGUUUUUAAUUAUAUCUCCAUUUGGUACGAAGGUAAAAGCUUUGUUGAGAAUGUCAGAGAAGCAUCAAAAGGCUCUGGUUUGAAGAAAUUGCAACAACAGGUCCUUAAAGAUGUGUUGAAUGAUAAAAGCAUUGAUAUAACAAGUGUUUACGAAGGAGAAAUGAUGAUGAAAAAAAUGUUGGGUAGUAGAAAGGUACUUAUUGUUCUGGAUGAUGUGGAUGAUAUCGAGCAGCUUGAGGCGUUAGCAGGUGAGAAUACUUGGUUUAAGCCAGGAAGUACAAUCAUCAUCACAACAAGAGAUGAGCAUGUGUUAGUAGCCCACCGAGUGAAGUCUAUUCAUGAUGUCAAUCUGUUAUCGCACGAGGAAGGAAUUCGCCUCUUCAGUAAGUAUGCAUUUGGUAGAGAGAUUCCAAUCGAAGGGUAUGAAGAGCUCUCAAGAAAAGUUGUACAUUAUGCUGCAGGGCUUCCCUUAACAAUCAAAGUUUUGGGUUCAUCUCUUUGUGGUAAAACAGAGUGUGAAUGGAGUGAUGCCAUAGAAAGACUAAAAACAAUUCCAGAAAAGCAAACUUUGAAAAGACUGGAACUAAGCUUUAUUGGUCUAGAGCACGAUCACAAAGAAGUAUUCCUAGAAGUUGCAUGCAUAUUGAAAGGUGAAACAACAGACAAAGCAAUCAGAAUACUGGAAAGUUGUGGAUUCCAUGCUCGAUUUGCUUUAAAAGUUCUUGAGCAGAAAUCAUUGAUGACUGUUUCAGAUUAUGGUUGUAUACACAUGCAUGACCGUCUUGAAGAAAUGGGCAGGAAUAUCGUCCGUCGUUUACACCCUCGUGAGCCUCAAAGGCAUAACCGGCUUUGGGAUACCAAGGAAAUAGAAAAUAUCUUGGUCAAUGAGUUGGGUACGAAAGCAACACUAAGUAUACGAUUGAUGUAUACAAAACUUCAUCCAACUAUAAUUAUGAAAGGUCUUAGAAAGAUGAAGAAACUUAGGUUUCUUUAUGUGUGUCGCUCGAAUCAUCUGGGAACUACUAAUGAAGUUGACAUAUACUUACCAAAUACCUUACAAUCUCUACACUGGGAUGGUUACCCUUUUUUGUGUUUACCUAAUACAUUUUCAGCAAGUAAGGUUGUUAAUAUUGAAAUGGAUCACAGCAAAAUGUCUCAACUCUGGGAAGGGGGAGAAAGAAAGGUUCUUAAUGAGCUGAGAUUCCUUAACAUCAGUCAUUCAAAGUUAAGAACCUUUGACCUUGGGUUGACUCCACAGCUUGAGUGGUUAGAUCUAAGUGAAUGUGAUGACUUCGUAGAACUCCACAUGCCAGUAGAAAGUCUCAAGCUGAAGUCACUCACCCUCAGUGGUUGUAUGUUGAGUAAACAUGACAUGGGGCUGAUUCCACAGCUGGAGACAUUAGAUCUUAAUCGAUGUAAGGACCUUGUAGAAUUUCACAUGCCUGUUGAAAGUCCCAAGCUGAAGUCCCUUGUCCUCAAUGGUUCUAAGUUGAGUAAACUUGACCUGGGGGUGACUCCACAACUUGAGACAUUAGAUCUUGGAGAAUGUAAGGACCUUGUAGAACUCCACAUGCCCGUUGAAUGUCUCAAGUUGUAUUCGCUUGUCCUCAGUGGUUCUAAGUUAAGUAAAUUUGACAUGAGGCUGACUCCACAGCUUGAGACAUUUCUUGGAGAAUGUAUCGACCUUGUAGAACUCCACAUGCCCAUUGAAUGUCCCAAGCUGUGUUCCCUUGUUCUCAGUGGUUCCAAGUUGAGUAAACUUGACUUGGGGUUGACUCCACAACUCAAGACAUUAGAUCUUGGAGGAUGUAAAGAUCUUGUAGAACUCCACAUGCCCACUAAAUGUUCCACGCUAAAAUCCCUUGUCAUCAGUGGUUCUAAAUUGAGUAAACUUAACUUGGGGUUGACCCCACAACUCGAGAGAUUAGAUCUUGAAAAAUGCUAUUAUCUUCAAGAAAUUCAUGCUUCUGUGGGAUCUCUAGAAAAUCUUGUCAACUUAAAGUUAAGUGGUUGUUUGGGGUUUGAACGUUUUGUGGGUUCCAACUUGUAUGUAUUACCUUGUAUUGAUUCUUUAGCUACACUAGAACUGAUUGCAGAGUCGCUAGAUAAAUGCCAACUACAUCCCAAUAAUAAUUUGCCGAAGUUUCAGUUUAAAUGUUUCUAUGAAGACCCUUUACCCUCGUCAAGUGGAAAUCUUGAGAAGCUUCUUUCUUUUGGUAUGUGUGCUUGCACAAACCUGGAGUCUUUUCCAGCAAGCAUUUGUAGCUUACAACGUUUAAGAAAGCUUACACUUGAAGGCAGUUUUCCAGAGGUGCCCAAGGAUCUAUACCAGUUAGAAAGUCUACAGGAGCUAACUUUGUCUAUGAAAGAGAUUAAGCAUCUUCCAGAUACCAUUUGUAUGUUGAAACAUCUGAAAUAUCUUAACCUUAGAUCUUGUUGGCUUCUCGAGCAGUUGCCCAUAAAUCUUGGGCAAUUAGAGUGUUUAGAGAUGCUAAUUCUGACGGAUUGUUUAUCCUUACAAGAUAUUCCGAACAACAUCUGUCAGAUAAGAAGUUUAGAAUAUCUGCAUAUACCCUAUUGUAUUCUAGUUGAUAAACUGCCUGAAGAACUUGGACGUUUAGAAUGUUUGAAAGAGCUAAAUAUAGAAGGUGCUGGCAUAAGUCGUCUUCCUCAGAGCAUUUUUGAAUCGAAAGGUCUACGUAUUAUUGGGACAAGGUGGCGGCUUGAGUCGUAUGGCUUUACAUCCUUGUCAACAGUCUCCAGUAACAAGACUUGCUGCUAUGUAAAGUUGUGAAUAAAUUAUAUAGGUACUCAAAACAUGAGUCUCCUCUAUGAACUCCAGACAUGAUUUCAAGGAGCUACUGACGGGCUAUAAGAGCCGGUUCACAAUCAAGAACUGUGUUAGUUUAAAAGAAAUUACUUCGAUUCAAAUCAAAGUCGAACCAAGGAUAGACAAUCACAAGGUUCAAGCGAUCAAUGGAGUUUCUAGCAAUCAAUUAUCUUUAGAAAUGUUCCUUAGAGGUAUACAAACUUGGCCAGCAAGGUACUCUUUUUCAAGUGACGUUCUAACAUAUCAAGAAAGUAAAGUGAAUGAAUGAAUUGUUCGGUGAUUUGUGAGAUGGUUUGUAACUUUGAAGACAAUCUAAUCUUCAACACUGUGAGAAUGAAAAUGAGACUGUUGAAUUAGAUGCUCUGUUUGUCUCUAAAGUUGCUGAUAUUUGCACAGCCUAUGCACUUGUUGGAGAAUUUAUUUAGAGGGAUUGUAAACAUGAAGAGAAACUUGUUUUUAAUCACAUAUUUUAUAUGGCCUUUUUCACUCAUUGUGGAACUGCCUCCUUUUAUGAUUGUUGGGCGUGGGUAUGCGUGUGUGUGUAUGGGGGGGGGGGGGGUAUCGGGUUGGGAUAAAACUUUGGCUAGUUAUCAUUCGUGUCACUAUUAUACAGUACGGGUCUUCUUGCUAUUCGUGUAAACUUUGGCAUACAUGCUUCAUUUGCUGUUUUCACUUUUGGGGUUCUUGCUUCUUUUGGUAAUGGAAAUAUGUGAACAGUCUAUUGUGCACUCCAACUGUUCGAUAAAAUGCCAUACCAGCUUAAUCUUGUAUUUGACUUGAUAAAUUGCUAUGUUGACUUAUGUUUCACGUGCUAUUGAUGGGUUUGUGGUAUCCUAUCUAUUUGAUGUUAUAGUAAGUACUGUAAUCAAAUUUCUUAGCAGCUACAGAUUAUUCGUCACGUUGUAUCUCAUGACAUAUAUGUACUAACUUACUGCUGUGGCGUCUAAUCCACUUGUUGAAGAGAAUGUUAGUUUUCUGUUUCUGAAGAUGGUAGUGUAUUAAAUAAAGAUGCCAUUUGAGCUUUUGCUGUCAAUUUGUAGAUAAAUAUAUAUAUGCCACAUAACACCAAUAUGUAGGAAGUGGGAAAUCCAGUUUAGUCUUCUGUAACAAACAAAUCACUUUGAGCUUCUGUUGGCGCUGGAAAGUAGCAUGGUAUGCCAGAUGGAGUUCUGAUCAAUGGCAAGGGACCUCUUAAUAUUGUUCCAGAGAGGAUGCGGACGUAAUAUCUCUCGGUGUCAAAAGUUUUGAUGUCCUGCAUAAUAUUUCUCGGUGGGUGUGAGAACGGCUUCUCUUUCGAGGAAUAUGCAAAUAUAGGUCUAGACUUAUUAUGAGACCUUGUCUGUAUUUUUUUGGUCGAAGCUGCACCUCAUACUAUAUAUACAUACAAUUUAUAUGCAUCAAAGUUGCAACAGGUUGGUCACUUGCGUUUAUGUCUUAUACGCCAAAUAUGCGUAUGAAGUUGGCUGCAAUUUAGUUGUACAUUUGAAUAAAUCAAAUUAUCCUGAGUUUGAGAUUCCUUGCAGUGAUUUUUCCUGUCGGUUCACAGUCUCAUUCUAUGCAGAAUCAAGAGCCAGUAAUGUUCAUGUGCAUCCACGGUUGGAACUUAAGGUAUCAGAGGCAACAAAAAUGGCUGAAUAUGAUGAAUCAGCACUAGGAAAACAAGAGAUCUCAGGGUACCAAGAAUGGGAUAUCUGUACUCGACGAUCAUGAGGUUUAUGUGUUAAACGGUUCUUGAGGUUCCGAUAGCUCACCGGCGAUUAUACUUGUGUGUAUAUAUGUACCGACCUGUUAGCUACAUACGGUUGGGGUCCAAGGUUCUGGCGGGUCUAAAAUGUAAACCACGAAAGGUUCUGGGCCGCCUUUGGACCAUUUGCACCACACCACACCGCAUCCAAUGGUAAGGUAGAGUUUAACCGAUACACGCAUCAUAGAUGCCGUUUGAACAUAUCUUGUGAAAAAGAUGAUGCCAUCUAUCUUACUAGGCAACUAAGUAUAGAGAGGUCAGUUCGAAAAAAAAUUCGAAACCUGCUCAACCUCUUCAUUUCACCCAUUUGGACCUGGGCUCCUGACCAAUGCCUUCCUUGGGCCACCAGGUUAGUACUGCUCUAUUAUUUAAGCCCAUUGAAAAACUGGCUCAGUUAAUUGUAACCCAGUCUUCUAUGAUGUGGAACCCACCGAAGUCCGCCACCAAAAUGGGGCAGUUGGUGAAGCCUUUAAAAAACAUGUAGAGAAAGAGGGUGCUCUUAUAUGGAGAAAUGCUCUGAAAGAAGCAACAGAUCUGGCUGGGUGGGAGUUGAAGAAAACUGUUGAUGGGGAUGAAGCUAAAGUCAUCCAAAAAAUAUUUCAAGUGAUCUCACGAGACUUACAUUUCUUCAAUUUGGGAUUUGAUGAGAAUUUAGUAGGCAUCGAGAGCCGGGUAAAGGAUGUGGUUUCAUUGUUAGAAAUUGAUUCUGAUGAUGUUCGGAUGAUAGGGAUCUGGGGGAUGGGAGGUGGUGGAAAGACGACUUUGGCGAGAGCUGUUUAUGUUCAUAUAUCCACUUAUUUUGACUGUAAAAGCUUUAUUGAGAAUGUGAGUGAAGCUUCAAAAAAAUUUGGUUUGAAAGAAUUGCAAGAGCAGGUCCUCUCAGAUGUGUUAUAUGAUGAAAACAUUUAUGUAAAAAGUGUUUCGGAUGGGAAAAACUUGAUGAAAAA